CUUAAUUAAAUGCAGCAAGUUUUACCUCAUCCUCCUCUAAUCAAUAAACGAGCUGUUUUUGUGUAUUCUGCCACAACAGCACUGCAGAAGUGACUGGGGUGUGAGAAAGAGAUGAUUACUGAUUAACUACAAAGGUGUUUUGGUCUGUAAUGAUCUAUAAAGGCAAACACACACACACAUAUUUAUAUAUGUAGGCUGAUAGUCGCUCACAAGAGCGUCACAUUAAAUGAUAACAGAGGAAAUUAAAAAUUGUGAAAACGGAAAACUGUUCAAAUUUGUUUUACAUAAAACACGAGCAGACUGUUUGCUAAGUAUACAAUAAACAGGCUUAAUGAACUUCUUUUAUUAUCAGUUUAUGUCACAAUUCUAUCCAAAUGAGUACACAUUUACAUUAAAAAACCCCCACAAACUAAAUGUCUUAAACUACAUAAAUGAAACAAAACAUGUUAUACGACUUACUGGCUGAUUGAAAUAUCUCUAAAUUUAACCAUUCUAGAAUGUAGAAUCUGUGAACAUCAUUGUUUCUCUUUAAAUCUCUUUAAAUCUCUUUAAAUAGUUUCAUUGUUGUUUCUCUUUAAAUCUGGUUGUGGACUGUACAGCUACCUCACCAACUCCAAAUGUAAACCUCAUAGUGUACAUGUAUUAAACCAUCACUGAGAUGUAACCCAGUUCAUUUGUACAAGUAUCAUAUAUAGAUAGAGAGAGAAAACAGUUUGACUAGCAAUUGUUGUAACACCAUAUUCGUGUUUAUAAAUGAGGGUGAAUGGUCACCAUCCCAUCUAGCUCAUCAGCUCUCCGAGCUCAUUUGAGGUAAACAUGGAGAGAGGUGUCUGCACAUUGUCACCGGUGCUUUGAGUAUGAACUGUUGGCAGCCUCUCAUUCAGUAUUUACACGUAUUAUGACAGUCGCCUAUUUCCGCUGCUGCAGCAAGAGGAGGACACAUUGUCACCUCUAGCCAGACGAGGUGGAUGAGCCAGUGGGGUAUAUGAUGUUACGAUGAACUACAAAAGGUAUUUUCUAUGACCAGAACAUCUUACAAGUCAAACACACCUGUGGAUGUAGCUGUCGUUUGAGUAUUGGUGAUCAUCAGGUGUUAAUGACGCAUCAUCAUACAGUGGACACCUGGAAAAAUGGAUAAAUACACAUCUUAUUUUAAAAUAAGUUUUAAAAGCUGUUUCCAAAAAGGUAAGUGUCCAUUUAUCAUGCACUUAUUAUGUUAAUUAUAUUGUCAACUACUUACAUUACCAUUUCAUGGUCAUUGCUAUUUAAGACUAAAUUGUCAUAUGCAUUAAGAUUUUUUUUUUUUUUUUUUGGGGGGGAGAGUUUCAGGUCAAACACAGGGAUUCAGGACAUUGCCUGUAAAUCAGCCUUUAUUUAAAGUUUGCUGUAUUUACAUCCACUGGAAAGCCAUAUAGACGACUGUAUCCAGCUAAUUGAUAUAUAAUAUGAUGAAGAUGAGAGAAUCCAAAAAGAACCUGAGGAGGAACUGUACUCGUACAUGUGUGGUAAUGAGUCACAGAGCGGCGGUGUUCAGAACCAGUAAUGCAGGAGACGCUUUCUGGUUUUCCCCCUGAAGAAUGUAUUUGGCCAUUCAAGGAUCUGAUGUUGUGUCUCCCCUGGGAACAUGAACCACACUUGCACCUCACAGGCAACAAACCUUACCACAGACCCACUUGGGGGUCAUCAGGUAUGGGAGGUGGUUCUGAUUGUGCUUGUGACUGGACCUCUUUCCCUUAUUACCAUCCUGGGCAACUUACUGGUGGUCAUCUCCAUCCGAGUCAACAGUCAGCUACGGACCAUCAGUAACUACUUUCUCAUGAGUCUGGCGGUGGCAGACUUGAUCUUGGGUACGGUGUCAAUGAACCUAUAUACUGCAUACAUAAUCAUAGGCCGUUGGACAUUGGGACAUUUAGCUUGUGAUCUGUGGUUGACGCUUGACUAUGUAGUGAGCAACGCCUCAGUAAUGAACCUGCUGGUCAUAAGCUUUGACCGAUAUUUCUCAGUCACACGACCGCUGACUUAUCGAACAAAGCGAACUCCGAAGACGGCAGUGGUAUUGAUCGCUGUGGCAUGGGUGGUCUCGUUUGUGCUAUGGGGGCCUGCUAUCUUGUUUUGGCCUCAUAUGGAGGGACGACCAUCUAGAGAUGAAGCUCAAGUCUGUUCCAUCCCCUUCUUGAAAGUACCUCUGAUAACAUAUGGUACGGCCAUCGCAGCAUUCUACCUACCCGUCAGCAUCAUGAUCAUUCUGUACUGGCAAAUUUAUUGGGAAAUUGAGAACAGAGCGAAAGGACUUGCUGGUUUUGUUGGGUCUGUGAAAAACACUACAGGUGUUCUGGAUGGGUUGGACAAACAAUCAAUGCACAAAACCAGUACCAAGAGCAACUUGAGUCGCUCAAAGGAAGGAAAUUCCAGAAAGGGACAAGGCUUUGCCAAAGGCAUGUCAGUUGGGUGUUUUAAUACAACAAGGAAGAAAACAGCAGCAAUUUUGCAGAAGUCAGUUCAUGAGAGUUGCAACAGCAGCUGGAACAUUGAGGAUGAUAGCACAUUGUCUUCUUCCACAGACGAGGAACAUGAGCAGAACAUCAAUGCAAAAGCACCUUCACCUAAUCAAGUUGCGAUUAAGCUGAAGGACCUGCAAAGUAGACCACAGGAUAGCAAGGAUGUGCAAGAACAGUUCAACUCAUCAGCUGAGCAUCCCACUAGACAGUGCCACUUAAAAACACCCAGAAAGUCAGAAAACAGCAUUGGCCACCAGUUCAGAGCAAAACAUCGCAUCAGUGCGAUCAUUAAAGAAAAAAAAGCGGCCCGGACGCUAAGCGCCAUCUUGUUGGCUUUCAUCCUCACGUGGACACCAUACAACAUCAUGGUGUUGGCUUCCAUUUCAUACUGUGUUCCUGAAAAGCUCUGGCAGCUGGGAUACUGGCUUUGCUAUGUAAACAGCACUGUAAACCCCAUGUGCUAUGCCCUAUGUAAUGAGUCCUUCCGGGUCACCUUCAAAGCUCUGCUACUUUGUCGGCGUGGAGAUAAACGGAAGUUGGACACAAACAGCUGGAAUCGCCAUGCCUCUGUGAGGCAGAAGAAGCCUUGUAGUACAGUGUAAUUUUUCACCUUAUCAUUUGUUAUUCUACAGUGUGGGUGCUUUUAAUUGAUCAAUGAUCCAGAUACAGUGCUUCAAUUGGCAGACAAUAAUUUUCUAGGGAAUAACAUAGGGUUUGUAUUGACUCUAAAUAAGCCUGAAUCAACUUUUACUUUUAUAUUUGUAUAAUUAAAUUUGUGUGUGCCUCUGCUUUUACAUAAUACAUUGUCAUUAUGUUAAACUGCUUGAUUUUGAAUCUUGUCAGACACCAAUGAGAAGUUACUUAGCCUUGUGGUCAUAGCUCUUUGGCAACAUCAAAAGCUGUAAUUGUACUUUUUUCACAUCCAACAAAAGAAAAAAAAAAUCAAUUGAGUAUAAUUUGGAAUUGCAUUAUGUAUAGAUGGAAUAAAGAAAGAAAAAGAUCCAACGGCCACUGGAAAAUUCUUUUGAUGCCAUUGUCAAUGUGCUUAUUAAAUAGUACUUUUUCAAAAUUGCAUGGAAUAUAAAUUUUUAAAUAGUAAAUAUUUUUGUAAAUACAGUGUGUUUAUAGCAGUGGUUCUCAAUCAGGGGGCCUUCAAGAUGACUUAAAAUAAUCUUUUAAAUAAACUAAAGUUCUAACUAAUACACCCUCAAACUUCUGGAAUUCUACAAUUUAAAUUUUAAUUAUAUUUAUUUUAGUUACGUAUUUAGUUGCAUUUUUGGACACUCAAUUUCUGUAAAUCAAAAAGGUGGUGUGCCUAUUGAAUAUAAAUGAACAGUACAGGCUUUAAACAAGUGAACAAUAAGUGAUGAACAGUAUACUCGAAACAAAUCAUGUAUGGUUUGUGACAGUUUUAUUUUUCUAGGGGAAAAAAGUACCAUACAUCAAAAACAAAAUGAACAAAUCCCCCAAAAGCAACCUAACAAACAUUUUUUUUUUUCAAAAAUAAAGCAAUACAAAAAAAAAAAAA
Molecule: messenger RNA, 4026 nt
Organism: Ctenopharyngodon idella (grass carp)
Lineage: Eukaryota; Metazoa; Chordata; Actinopteri; Cypriniformes; Xenocyprididae
Gene: chrm1b
Product: cholinergic receptor, muscarinic 1b
Exons: 2
Coding region: 1625-3100 (491 amino acids)
Biological process (GO): G protein-coupled receptor signaling pathway, coupled to cyclic nucleotide second messenger; adenylate cyclase-inhibiting G protein-coupled acetylcholine receptor signaling pathway; chemical synaptic transmission
Cellular component (GO): dendrite; plasma membrane; synapse
Molecular function (GO): G protein-coupled acetylcholine receptor activity; G protein-coupled serotonin receptor activity
Source: RefSeq, a predicted model, not a curated record